Schistosoma rodhaini is the source of this 2026-nucleotide messenger RNA. The record is from the annotation of a GenBank genome assembly. Lineage: Eukaryota; Metazoa; Platyhelminthes; Trematoda; Strigeidida; Schistosomatidae.
AUAUCUUCGGCACUAAUUUCAAAAACGUAUAAAAAUUAUUAAACACGACAAAUAAUAAAACCAGAUUUGUUUCGUUAUUUUAACAUCCGCUUGUAGUACAUCACCACUGGCGCCAUUUUGGUCCGUUUGUCAAAAAGGUUGGUCCAGCUCGUGUACCAGUUUUAUGUUUGUCUAGGUAUAUUGACAUGAUGCGCCCGUUUAUUGAUUCUAAGGCCGACCAGGAUAAAAAGUUGUUCAUCGGUGGUUUAAGUCCCAAGACCGAUGAAAACUCACUCAAAAAUUAUUACGGUCAAUGGGGUGAAAUUAUUGACGUUGUAGUUAUGAAGGAUCCUAGAUCUCAGAAAUCCCGAGGUUUUGGUUUUGUGACAUAUAAGGAUUCCUCAUCCGUUGAUGCUGCACAAAACAAUCGCCCACAUACUGUAGAUGGAAAAGAGGUAGAUACCAAGCGUGCCAUGCCCAGAGAAGAAACAAGCCCUGAGGUUCAUGCUGCAGUGAAGAAAAUAUUUGUAGGUGCUUUGAAGAAAGAUGUGACAAAUGAAGACCUAAGUGAUUACUUUUCUCAAUUCGGGACUGUAACUGAUGCUCAGAUUGUUAUAGCUAAAGAUACGAAUACAUCACGGGGGUUCGCGUUCGUUACUUUUGAUGACACAGAUGCAGUAGACAAAGUUAUCCUAGCUCGACCACAUACUAUCAAAGACUCCAAAGCAGAUGUACGUAAAGCGCUCAGCCGAGAAGAAAUGAAUAAAAUGAGGUCCAAACCUGCACCUAUGAGAGCAGACUAUAAUGGCGGUGGCUGGCACGACAAUGCAAAUGGCGGUUUCCAGCCUCAGUCAUGGGAUCAGGGCUAUAAUCAACCUUACGCACACCAACAGCCUUAUGCUUAUAACGGAGGAGGCUAUGGUUAUGGCGGUUACGAUGGAGGUUGCCCUGCAGGUGGUUGGCCUAAUGCAUCUGAUGGGUUCGGUAAUUAUCAGCAACAAGGCUAUGGUGGUGGUCCGAUGAGAGCAACACCUGCAACUGCACAGUAUCCCCGUCCUGCUCCAUAUUCCGGCAAUGGUUGGCAACAACGUUGAAGUUAAUUUUGUUAUUUCAAUACCAAACGCCUAGUGCAUUUUGACAACUUUUUAUCACUUGCUGUAAAAUAUACAAAUCAGUUAUUCUGCUAUUGCCUUGUACUCCCAGCCGCUUGAUGCUAAUGUUGAGAAGCUAGUUAGGUCGCUAUUGGAAAAAGAUAAGGUAUGGCACAUUUGCGACUCGUCACAUCGAUCCCCAGUUGUAUACUCAAUACGGAGAAGAAGUUCCCGUAAGACUCCAUGGAGAACUGGAUUGUGUUGCAGCAAGGAGGUUACAAUCAAUUCAAAGAUGGUCAGCAAACAAGGUGGGUUUGAAGCUAGCGAUUUUGGGUUGCACUAAUUCUGUUCUUAAGCAAGAAUUAGAUGGCACGUACUAGUUCUCUAAUUCCUAAGUAGAUAUAAAGAUUUACUAGGUUAAGCAUUUGGAAUUUUAGUCUUCAGAUAUGUAGGUUUGUGUUUGGAUGUGCGAUUCAACCUCUGUAGUACUUAUAUCAUUAGGCCUUUGUACUGCAUUCAUGUCGUCGAAUCAAAUACUAGUGUAUUUCUUUCAUGUGCGCGGCGUGCCGUUACCUGAGAGGUAAUAACCCUACCGUAAUUUAGCCUCCCUUAACUCGAACUCCUCCAGUUACUUCGUUUCGGUUAAGUAAUCUUAGAGUAUUUAUGUAUAAAGGUCUAGCUGCUAAUAGAAUAAUUGAAAGCAUUUCGUGAUAUAACUAAUCAAAUGCUUUCGUCAUCCACUUGUAGACGGUGAGCUGGACUCCUUACCAUCUGGCUUAACGCGAGACGAGUGCAACCAAUUUUUCGCAUCAAUCGACGCAACUGAUGAAUCCGAUGGUUUUCUACACGAUAUUUGUGUUUUGUUUAGGGAUAUUGGUGAAUAAAAGUUCUUUGUUUCUACCUGAAAGGAUUUUGUUUCAAAGUUUUUGAACAAUAUAACAGAUACUUUUUGAGGG